AUGUGGCGCUUGGUGCCCCCGAAGCUGGGCCGCCUGUCCCGCUCGCUGAAGCUGGCGGCGCUUGGCAGCCUGUUGGUGCUGAUGGUGCUGCACUCGCCGUCGCUGCUCGCCUCUUGGCAGCGCAACGAGCUCGCCGACCGGCGUUUUCUGCAGCUCAAUAAGUGCCCGGCGUGUUUCGGCACGAGCUGGUGUCGCCGCUUCCUGAACGGCCAGGUGGUGUUCGAGGCGUGGGGCCGUCUGCGCCUGCUGGACUUCCUCAACGUGAAGAACGUUUACUUCGCUCAGUACGGCGAGCCCCGCGAGGGUGGCCGCCGCCGAGUGGUGCUCAAGCGCCUCGGCUCGCAGCGAGAGCUGGCGCAGCUCGACCAGAGCAUCUGCAAGAGGGCCACCGGCCGGCCCCGUUGCGACCUGCUCCAGGCCAUGCCCCGGACAGAGUUCGCGCGCCUCAACGGCGACGUGAGGCUGCUCACGCCUGAGGCAGUGGAGGGCUGGUCGGACCUGGUGCAUUGCCCCUCGCAGCGCCUGCUCGAUCGCUUGGUGCGCCGCUACGCCGAGACCAAGGACUCGGGCAGCUUCCUGCUCCGCAACCUCAAGGACUCAGAGCGCAUGCAGCUCCUGCUGACGCUGGCCUUCAACCCCGAGCCUUUGGUGCUACAGAGUUUUCCAUCUGAUGAAGGUUGGCCAUUUGCAAAAUAUCUUGGAGCUUGUGGAAGAAUGGUGGCUGUAAAUUAUGUUGGAGAAGAGCUGUGGAGUUAUUUUAAUGCACCAUGGGAAAAACGAGUUGACCUUGCUUGGCAAUUAAUGGAAAUAGCAGAGCAGCUUACAAACAAUGACUUUGAAUUUGCACUCUACCUCCUGGAUGUCAGCUUUGACAAUUUUGCAGUUGGUCCUAGAGAUGGGAAGGUAAUCAUUGUGGAUGCAGAAAAUGUUUUGGUUGCUGACAAACGAUUAAUUAGACAAAAUAAACCUGAAAACUGGGAUGUAUGGUAUGAAAGCAAAUUCGAUGAUUGUGAUAAGGAGGCUUGCUUAUCAUUUUCAAAAGAAAUUCUUUGUGCUCGUGCCACUGUGGACCACAAUUACUAUGCCGUUUGUCAGAACCUCUUAUCCAGGCAUGCCACCUGGCGUGGCACUUCUGGAGGACUCCUUCAUGACCCACCAAGUGAAAUUGCCAAAGAUGGCCGCCUAGAGGCCUUGCUAGAUGAGUGUGCCAACCCAAAGAAACGUUACGGCAGAUUCCAGGCAGCAAAGGAACUGCGAGAGUAUCUAGCACAAUUAAGUAACAACGUGAGGUAG
Molecule: messenger RNA, 1293 nt
Organism: Chrysochloris asiatica (Cape golden mole)
Lineage: Eukaryota; Metazoa; Chordata; Mammalia; Afrosoricida; Chrysochloridae
Gene: DIPK2A
Product: chromosome unknown open reading frame, human C3orf58
Exons: 3
Coding region: 1-1293 (430 amino acids)
Biological process (GO): cardiac muscle cell proliferation; regulation of phosphatidylinositol 3-kinase/protein kinase B signal transduction
Cellular component (GO): COPI vesicle coat
Source: RefSeq, a predicted model, not a curated record